AGUCGACCUAAGCUGAGAUUGAUAACGAAUGGUUCAAAGAUUGAAAAGAGACUUGAUCUUGUGUUCAUCAUUGCUGACCUAUGAAUGGAAAUCCCUCAGAAAAUCAUCCCUUGGAUCAAGAAAGAGCGGAAAAAGCUCCAGAAACUUGUCUAGGAUUAACUCGUCAAGAGUUAAUCAAAACACAGCGAUUAACACACACUUCAAUUGUUUUUUGUGUAGUUUAUUUAAUUUUGAGCAUCUAUUUAUUCAGCUUAUACCUUAUUUCAAGUUUAAAGGUCAACUCACCUAAAUUGGUCAACAUUGAUUCAAAAAUCAUUUUCCGAAUAUUAAUUCCCAUCUUUGCCUUUAACUUUCUUGGUAAAGCAUUAACAUUCUAUUCGUCUUAUACUUCAUCUGCUGCAACAAUGAGAUUUGCUGCCUUCUCUCAAUUAGCUGCAAUUUUUCUGGAUAUUUACUUCUUUCUUAAAGUAAUUGGAGAAGGUCACAGAAUUGAAAGUGGAUUUAUUUACGAUGAUCUUUUAUUUGUAUUAUUUGUGUAUUUCUGUAUCAUUUUUGACAUAAUUUAUUUGUUCUCGACAAUAGUUUUAAGCAUACAAUUAACUAUUUAUGGAUUAAUUGUCAAGCCUAAAGUCCAACUAAUGACUGGAUCAUCGCCAAUAGGUUCAAAUUGAAUCUAGUCUAAAUUAGGAUAUUUAAAAAUCGAACCUUCAAACUAUUUAAAUUAACAUUUCAAUAGAAAAUCGUGAAAAUUAUUCUAACUUCAACAAAUGUCGUUAAUUAACAAUUUUAUCAAUGCAAUUAAAAUUGUAAAAUGUCAACAUUUAACUACAUCAAA
Tetranychus urticae (two-spotted spider mite) is the source of this 835-nucleotide messenger RNA. RefSeq lists its product as uncharacterized. The record is from RefSeq and is a predicted model, not a curated record. NCBI's taxonomy places the organism in Eukaryota, Metazoa, Arthropoda, Arachnida, Trombidiformes, Tetranychidae.